AUGAAGCCCCCCCCUCCCCUCCCUCCACUAAUAAUGAUAUCACGCCCUUCCCACCAAUUUCCCCCCCCCCCGGGUCGCCUUUUCCCAAGGACUGUCACUGACACUGACAGCGACACUAUCGCUAUCGACUGGCCGGAGGAUUGGACGCUCACCGCAUUCGCUAGGUUCUCCUGCAUCUCUCAGACAAACGACGGUGACCCGCGCCUCCUUUGUCCUGGUCUCCCAUUACUUCCCCUCUUCCGGCGCCUGGACCGAAUGUGCGACCCCGAUACCCAACCUCUCACCGGACUCCAUGUGGUCUCAUAA
This is a messenger RNA of Penicillium mononematosum, 306 nucleotides long. RefSeq lists its product as uncharacterized. The transcript has 2 exons. Bases 1 to 306 code for a protein of 101 amino acids. Lineage: Eukaryota; Fungi; Ascomycota; Eurotiomycetes; Eurotiales; Aspergillaceae. The record is from RefSeq and is a predicted model, not a curated record.